CACCGAGGCGUUAACAUUAAAUCCUGACCGUGUUCUUUAGUUAUAAUUUUUUACUUAAAAAAAUAAAUAUCAAUAUAUUAUACUUAACAAACUACUCAUCAAUGAUAUCAAAACUAAUCAGUGAUAGUGUUGUAUAAUUAUUUUAAAAAAAUAUUAUUAGAAAAAACAUUAAAAUGAAGUCGAAUUUGUUUACAAUAGGGCCGAGCUUAGUGGUGCGGGUGAAAAUUUGAAUAGCAAAAGUUUUGUGUCAAAGUGGGCGGUCCAGGAUUUUGUUAUCACUCUCCACCCUUUUCUUUCCCUUCCUCUCCUCUUCUCUUUUCAUCUCUUUACUCAACUCUUCUCCACUCACACUUGUCUUAAACUCUACUCCAUAUCAGACCAACUUUACUUCAAAGCUUCUCACCCCGUCUGUCUAUUACUGCCGUUACUACUGAAACCGCAACUGCCCAUAUAUUUUUUUUAUAUCGUAACAGUAGAAUAGUCAGUUAUCGGGCGUCCUCGGCGUUUAGUUUCGCCCCAGUGGACAUGUUUAGUGAUAACAGUACGAUUUUACAGCUUAACCAGGAAUAUUUAAGUGAAUUAUUUACAGUAAAGACAACAAUGAGGUACAUUUGUACAUAGAGGAUUUACAAAAAGGAUAAAAUAUUUAUUUAAAUUUUUACUUUUAAAAUUUUAGGUAAAACGGUGGUAAAUUAAAUGGAAGUAAGAUUGACGAGGAUAAGUGCGAUGCCACGACGUGAACACUGUUCAUUGGCGUCAAUAGGCGUUUUGUUGUUACUCUUGAUAAUAUUAUUGGGCAGAGUUUGUUAUGUUAUUGGUGACAAGUGUGCUGAUGAGUGUACGUGCAAGUGGAAAGGUGGUAAACGUACUGUCGAGUGUGUAAAACGAUUAUUAACGAGUAUUCCAGAUGAAAUAGAUCCUGAAACUCAGGUAUUGGAUGCUAGUGAUAAUGAUAUUAAAUUAUUGCCGAGUAAUAUAUUUAUACGGGUUAGUUUAACAAAUUUACAACGUGUCUACUUACGAAAUUGUCGGAUGGAAAAGAUAGAUAACGAUGCACUGAAUGGUCUGACGAAUUUAAUUGAAUUGGACCUGAGUAACAAUCGUCUGACAUCGGUACCAAGUUUGAGUUUAGCCAAGGCUCCAUUUUUACGGGAUCUGUCGUUGGCUAAUAAUCCGCUGAUUCGCAUACAGUCGAAUGUAUUUCGUACGACGUCUAAUUUAAUAAAACUCGAUUUAUCAAACGCUCAAAUAAGUGAAAUAGAGUCGAAUGGCUUACGUGGUCUUGAGUCAUUGGAGACACUUAAAUUAAAUGGUAAUCGUUUAUUAACAUUAAAUCCGGGUACUUUUGAGCCAUUAAAUAAAUUAACAAGUAUUGAAUUACAUGAUAAUCCGUGGAUAUGUAAUUGUCAUUUACGUGAAAUGAAACAGUGGUUGGUAAAACAUAAUUUACCGACACUGAUAUCACCAAUAUGCCAUGGCCCAGAGCAAUUAAUAAAUAAACCAUUUAUUGAUUUAACAAUUGAUGAUUUUGCAUGUCGUCCAGUACUUAUGAUAACUUCACGUUAUGCUGAGGCAACAAUUGGUGAAAAUGCGAGUAUUGUUUGUCGUGUAUCCGCAGUACCACCGGCUAAAAUAAAAUGGUACUGGAACAGUAAAUUAUUGACAAAUCAAACGUCAUUUAGUAGCUAUCAAAAAAUUUAUAUUUAUGAGGAAGGACAGUUCAGUAAACGGAGUACAUUGAUACUGACCAACGCCCAGGAAACAGACUCCAGUGAUUUUUUUUGUGUUGCUGAGAACCGUGCCGGAAGUGUCGAGGCUAAUUUUACGCUCCAUGUUUCUGUAAGAACUGCUGGUAUGUCGACACUGGGAAGUGGUCAAAUCGCUGGUAUUUCCGCAGCCCUUGUUGUCUUGAUAUUGAUAAUAUUGCUGAUAAUACUCGUGCUCUUUGUACGUUUGCGUCGGAUGCCAGUGAAGGAUGUUAAAACAAACGCAGCAAAUGCUAUGGAAAUACUGCCAUCGGACACGAGUAAUCAUGAUACAAAUAAUUCAACAAUGGGCAACACACUCAGUCGUAAAGUUGAUCAGCAGGAAAAUGAAACGACUUUUAAUGAUGGUAUUAUCAUAUCAUCAUCAACAAAACCACCAGGAUCACUGAGUCUUAGUUAUGUACAAAGAGUCCCACUGGAUUCGUCUCGGGAAUAUAUUAUUGACGAGCAUCCAGUGAUACAUGGCGCGAGGUUUUCAUCAACGGCGUCUCUUGUUCCCAUUGAAAACCCCGAUUUGAUACGUGACACACGAACAUCCAUUGAAGAGCUGGGUAAUUAUACAUCGGAUACGCUGAUGAGCGGCCUUAUGGUCGACGAUACGCGAUUACUUUAUUCAAGUUUGUGGGACACGCGUGAGCGAACUAAUGCCACGGGAACAAGUAAUACCAAUAAUAGCAAUAGUACAUAUGCUGGUAAAGACAUAGUUCAGUCUACCGUGUCUUCAAUGUCCUCAAUCGAACACCAACAGCUGCAUCACCAGCAGCAACAGCAACAAUUUCCACCUGGCGCUAAACAAUUAAGGGUAUGGCAAAAAGGUGUACCUGUAUUACCACCUGUUUCCGCUUUGAAACGAGUACUUGGGUCAACACGCAGCUCUCCAGAUGAGGGAUACCAAGAGGGUACUGGUACUGAUGUCUAGGUACCGCUACUUCAUUACUGCGAUCCACGGCACAGGUAUCUUGAACUUAUGAGAAGACAUCAAGAUGAAA
This is a messenger RNA of Microplitis demolitor, 2755 nucleotides long. RefSeq names its product leucine-rich repeat-containing protein 24. The transcript has a single exon. The record is from RefSeq and is a predicted model, not a curated record. Lineage: Eukaryota; Metazoa; Arthropoda; Insecta; Hymenoptera; Braconidae. The coding region runs from base 697 to 2685 and encodes 662 amino acids. Gene Ontology annotation, molecular function: protein binding.